Molecule: messenger RNA, 2364 nt
Organism: Orbicella faveolata
Lineage: Eukaryota; Metazoa; Cnidaria; Anthozoa; Scleractinia; Merulinidae
Product: octopamine receptor beta-1R-like
Biological process (GO): G protein-coupled receptor signaling pathway
Cellular component (GO): membrane
Molecular function (GO): G protein-coupled receptor activity
Source: RefSeq, a predicted model, not a curated record
AAAGAAUAUAAUUUUGUGUGUUGAAAAUUUGUAAAUACAAUACAACUAUACUUUUCAACUAAACCGUAGCCAAAAAAAGAAAACAAAACAGAACAAAAACAAAAAGAGCACUAGCCGUAUGUUCGAUGCUAAUACAUUUCUGAAGAAGUUAUGUGUGUCACAUCAGGUUUUAUUGCCUACAGUCUGGCUCCAAAAUUACUUCAACGCCAUCUAGACACCAAACACUUGUGAUUGAUAGUAUUUGAUGCCCCCAAACAUUCUAAAACAGCAACGUCAUGCGCUUUAAUUUAAGAAUAUUCACAAGAACAUUCUAAGCCUAAAAUCGGCAGAAAAAUAAGAAUAUUCAGCCAGGGCCGAGAAAACAAUAUUCUUAGAAAAAGAGUGUAUUUCAUUUUCUCUAUUUGGAAUGGACUCACCUUCCCUGCUCCCAAAGGUUUUCUUUAUUUGUGCUACAUUUAGCUAAUGAGAGAAAGAAAGAUAGCGCUGGAACAAAGGCUAGUAAUACUUCUUCAGCGGCCAUUUAAUUCAGAGUUCGACUCAGUCUGCUAUAGUAGUUUUGAAAUAAAGAAAUUUAACCUCUUCAUCGCUUUGUGGGUAUAGCGGGCACUUACAUCGAUUCGAGAGUCGCCUUCCCUGCUAGAUUCGCCGUUUUUUGUGGCCUCCUCCCGAUAUUUCUGUAUAAUCAAUUCAGGUUCUCCUGCGGCGAUAGAUCAAAUCUAUUUUUAAAACAAUCAAUGAGAUGCAUGUAAAGAUAACGAAGGUCAUUAAUCUGAAGGCUCUAAAGGAUGUUGUAAAUGUUUUCGAAGCUAAAUUGCUUAUUCAAGCACGUCAACGACUUCAAAGUUAAACACGUUUUGCGUUUUAAGCGGAGUUCUUGGUAACUCUCUUGUCUGGCAAUCAGCAAGUGUAGAUGGAGAACAAGGGAACGGUGAUUUAAGUUGGAAUUUCGUUUCAGUAGCGGAUGACCGAAGCUAAGAGACAACAGCCGUAUGCUGAAACAUUCAAAGCAAAACAGGUAUGCAGUACAGUGUGACUCGAAAGCUUGCAAGGAGAAAAUGAACAACAGCUUAUCGGAAGAGAACUUAGCAGACACAAAAAGCUCCUCAGGAAACCAGCUUUGUUCCCUGUUGAAACAAGUACAAACGGGAAACGACAUUACGUUUGCGGAAUUUCGAGCGGUGUGCGCUUUCAUCUCGUCUGCAAACGCCUUCUUUGCCGUUCUAGCCAUUCUUGGUAACUGUGUGAUUAUUGCAACUUUUUAUCGGUCUGAAUCACUGAGAACACCAUCCAACCUGCUCUUGCUUGGUUUGUCGUUUUGUGACUUGUUCGUCGGCUUAGUUACUCAACCUUUGUUUGUGGCUGAAACAGCUUUAGUCGCUGCUAAUUCAGGCGUAGCUUGCACAUUCAAAGAUUUGUAUGUAAUAUUUCUGUUCUUGUUUUCGUCGGCUUCUAUGCUGCACGUUUGUUUAAUCAGCGUUGAACGUUCCAUUGCCAUAGUUCAUCCUUUUAAACAUCAUCGCUUUAUAACCAAGAAGAAAGUUCUGGUAGUUUUCUUGGUGUUUUGGAUUUCAUGGGCGCUGCUGACCAUUUUCACUCGACGCGAGCAUGGAGGGGGCCUCAUAGGCUACUCACGUAUGGCGUUUGUUAUUUUCAGUGCUUUAGUGGUUCUUGUAAUAAACAUCCGGCUGUGGAUAGAAGCUCGGAGACAUUCAGCGCUCAUUCGCCUGGUUGAAAAUUCUUUACAAAGUUACCCGCCAUCGGAAAGUUCGGAAAACACAGGGGUGCGCGGUAAUACCGCACGUGAUACCAAGGCAGCGAAGACAAUUGUGCUUAUCAUUGGUAUUAUGAUUUUGUGUAAUUUGGCGCUCAUAGCAACAUUCACUGCGCGCAAGUUUUAUAAUGUGCGUGGACGAGUGGUGACUUUGCUUUGGUUUGCUGCAAACACGAUUGUUCUGUUAACUUCCGCACUGAAUCCUGUAAUUUAUUUCUGGCGUAGAAGAGAGUUCAGGAUUUCCGUUAGAAGAAUGUGUGGUUGGCAAAAUGCUGUUGGAGUGCAGCAGUAAUAACCAGCCCGUUUUAAGUCGCCCUAAGAAGACGACGAACUGUUAGAUUCGAGUUAGAUGCAAUGGCUAACUUGAUCAAUAACAAAGAAUUCUGGAACGCCUGUAGUCUGCAGUUUGCCAAAUCAUACACCGCUUUUUGAACGGCAGUUUUCGACUUGCCAGUAUGUGAGAAAAAGAACUUUAUUUUGCGAUUUCGCUUCACUUUGUUUGGUUGUUUCAAAGUUUAUGAUUUACUCAGACAGAUCAAACGAUUUCAAGUGGAUAAAGUGAGUUGAAAAUAAAAUAAAAGAACCGAACUGUA